Messenger RNA from Hippocampus zosterae (dwarf seahorse), 2226 nucleotides. RefSeq names its product prenylcysteine oxidase-like. The record is from RefSeq and is a predicted model, not a curated record. The transcript is spliced from 7 exons. Lineage: Eukaryota; Metazoa; Chordata; Actinopteri; Syngnathiformes; Syngnathidae. Bases 256 to 1755 code for a protein of 499 amino acids. Gene Ontology annotation, molecular function: prenylcysteine oxidase activity. Gene Ontology annotation, biological process: prenylated protein catabolic process; prenylcysteine catabolic process.
AGCGCGUGCUAUUUCUUGUUUUGCGCUUGGAUCCACGGUCCGACAAGCGAGGCGGUGACGUCGUCGCCUACGUUCCGCCGCGACCGCUUCUCAUUUGGCGCGCGUCCACGUCACGUGACGCGCGGCUCCGUCAGACUCGAUCGAUCGAUCGCCUCAUCGAUGAGCGGGCUAGCGGCUCGCUGUUAGCCGAGCGAAGGGGGAAACGUUUGUCCCGGUCGCUCUCCUCUUUGUCGGCCCGGCCCGCCGGCAGACGCGAUGCGAGGCGUCCGCGCCUUCGAACCGCUGCUGGCCGCCCUGGCGGCCCUCGCGACGGCCGCCGCCGCUCAAGAGGAUGGAGCUCCGCCCUCGAGAAUAGCGGUGGUGGGCGCGGGCAUCGGGGGCAGCGCCACGGCGCGCUUCCUGCGCCAGCACUUCGGGCCCGACGUGCAGCUGGACGUGUACGAGAAGGGCGAGGUGGGCGGGCGCUUGGCCACAGUCACCGUCAACCGGAACCGUUACGAGUCGGGCGCCUCCAUCAUCCACGCGCUCAACCUGCACAUGCACGACUUCGUCAAGCAGCUCGGGCUGAAGCAGCGCCGCAGCGUGGCGGGCAAGACGGCGGUGUUUGACGGCGCGUCGGUGGUCGCGGAGGAGACGGACUGGUACCUGCUGGACCUCCUGCGCCUGUGGUGGCGCUACGGCAGCAGCUUCAUCCGCCUGCAGAUGUGGCUGGAGGAGAUCAUGGAGAAGUUCAUCAGGAUCUACAAGUACCAGGCCCACGGUUUCGCCUUCGGCUCGCUGGAGGAGCUGCUGGAGUCGCUGGGCGGGAGCGGCUUUGUCAACAUGACGCGCCGGCCUCUCUCGGAUUCGCUGCUGGAGCUGGGCGUGUCCCAGCGCUUCAUCGACGAGGUGGUGGCGCCCGUCAUCAGGCUCAACUACGGCCAGAACGUCAGCGUGCCCGCCUUCGUGGGCGCCGUGUCGCUGGCGAGCGCCCAGUCCAACCUGUGGGCGGUGGAAGGCGGCAACAAGUUGCUGUGCGAGGGCCUGCUCAAGUCGGCCAACGCCAACCUGCUGCGGGCGCGCGUCACCUCCGUGCGGACGCUCCGCUCGGGCGGGGCGCUUCGGUACGAGCUGGGCCUGGCGGGCGAGGGGCCGGAGCGGCGCACGGCGGCGUACGACGCGGUGGUGGUGGCGGCGCCGCUGCGGGCAGGCGCCGACAUCUCCUUCCCGGACUGGGCGUCGCCCGCCGUGCCCGGCGAGGGCGAGUGGCAGAGCACGGUGGUCACGCUGGUGCACGGCUACCUCAACACGUCGCUCUUCGGCUUCCGGGACCCGCGGCUCUUCCCGUACGCCGGCGUGCUGACCACGGCGGCGCCGGCGCUCUUCUUCAACAGCGUGGCCGGCGUUUAUCCCGUGGAGGUGCCGCCGGGCUUCCGCCGCAAGCGGGCGCACGAGGCCGCCGUCUACAAAGUCUUCUCGCCCGCCGUGCUCACCGGGGAGCAGCUCAAGACGCUCUUCAGGUCCUACUACUCGGCGCAGGCAACGGAGUGGCGGGCGUACCCUCGCUACGGCAGCGCGGCCGGCGCCACGCUGCCCCCCGUGGAGCUGGGCCCGCACCUCUACUACCUGAACGGUAUCGAGUGGGCGGGCAGCGCCAUGGAGAUGAGCGCCGUGGCCGCCAAGAACAUCGCCCUGCUGGCCUACCGCCGCUGGAACGGGCGCAGUCUCCGAGUCAACCGCGAGGACCUGCUGCGCGCCAUCAAGACUGAACUCUGACCUUCCGCCUCAACUUUUGAAUGACUCAAAUAACGUUUGAUGCAAGAAAAAAAUGCUUUCCUCAACCGUUGGACAACCGACCCAAACAUUUUAGACUCCCUUUGAAAGUUUGUGAUGCUAUAAGCCGGUUGAGGCGACACUCGAUGCCAACAGGAAGACAAGUCACGUGUUCUUUAAAAAACAUCAUCAUAAUAAUAAACUGCUCUGCGGGAUUGGAAUUCGCAUAUUUUUAAACGUCAUUCUUUCCACUCAUUUCUGCACUGUCCAUUUGACACGUUAUUUCCGGUUGUUUUUUGGGAGUGGGGGGCUGAUGAGUUGCAAAACGUGACAGGUUUGUUGACUGUUCGACAUGAACAAAAGCCAAAUGUAAAUGUUGAUUCAUUCUUUUCCAAAUGGUGUUCUCGGCGUCAAACGUACAGGUCGAAAUGAAAGAUUUGAAUAAAAAUGGUGUUGAAUGGAACAGAAGCUGGA